This is a messenger RNA of Sitodiplosis mosellana (orange wheat blossom midge), 1688 nucleotides long. RefSeq names its product cytochrome P450 6A1-like. Lineage: Eukaryota; Metazoa; Arthropoda; Insecta; Diptera; Cecidomyiidae. Bases 260 to 1501 code for a protein of 413 amino acids. Gene Ontology annotation, molecular function: oxidoreductase activity, acting on paired donors, with incorporation or reduction of molecular oxygen; iron ion binding; monooxygenase activity. The transcript is spliced from 2 exons. The record is from RefSeq and is a predicted model, not a curated record.
CAUGACUCUAAUCAGUGCAGUUGUUAUUUGCUUCGUAUCAAUUCUGACCCUUGUGUACGCAUAUUUCAAGCAUGCAUUCGGAUAUUGGCGAUCGUGAGGAAUUCCACACGAUGAGCCUGAAUUUCCAGUCGGAAAUAUAAAAGGUCUUGCCAAAACGUGUCAUCAAUCGCAAUUUUUUAAAGAUAUUUAUGAUAGGCAUAAAUCGAGUGGUGCAAAAUUCUGUGGCUUUUAUUUUUUCGCCGGCCCCGGUGUCGUCCUAAUGGAUCUCGAUUUGAUAAAAAGCGUUUUAGUGAAAGAUUUUGCUAAUUUUGUCGACAGAGGCAUCUUCUACUACAACGAAGAAGAUGAUCCAAUAAGUGCGCAUCUGAUCGCACUGGAUGGAGAAAAGUGGAAGAAAUUGCGUGCCAAUUUGACACCGACAUUUUCUUCGAGCAAAAUGAAAUUUAUGUUUCCGACGAUGGUCGAAGUUGGUGAACGGCUCAAAGACUACUUAAUCGAUGUUGUUAAGAAGAAUGACGAACUGGAAAUCAAAGACUUGAUGGCGCGACUUACCAUCGACGUCAUUGGUACAUGUUUAUUUGGCAUCGAAUGCAACAGUUUGAGCGAUCCAAAUGCCGAAUUCAGGAAAUAUGGGAAAGCAGUAUUUGAAAAACCCAGACAUCAUCCGUUGAUUGCCGUCUUUUUGGCUGGUUACAGAAAUAUCGCCAGAAAAUUACAUAUCAAAAAUUUGCGAGAUGAUGUGUCAGAAUUUUUCAUGGAAGUGGUUCGUGACACAGUCGAAUAUCGAGAGGAAAACAAUGUGAAUCGAAAUGAUUUUAUGGACAUUCUGAUCAAACUGAAGAACGAAGAGACAAACGACAAAGAUAAGAUACUAACACUGAAUGUGAUUGCUGCUCAAGUCUUUGGUUUCUUCGUUGCUGGAUUCGAUACGUCGUCGACCACUUUAUCAUAUUGUUUGUACGAGCUGGCACUGAACCCGGAAAUACAGGCAAAAGCCAGGCGAGUGAUUCAAGAGGCAUUUGAGAAACAUGGAACAUUUACAUACGAAAUGAUGUUGGACAUGCCGUACAUCGAACACGUACUUCAGGAAACACUCCGUAAAUACCCGACGGCAUCGAACUUGAUUCGAAAAACGAUGAAUGAUUAUCAAGUGCCUGGAACAAAUGAUGUGAUCCAAAAGGGACUAUCGGUGAUCAUUCCAGUUUUUGCUAUUCAUCGUGAUUCUCAAUACUAUCCAGACCCAGAACAGUUCAACCCCGAUCGUUUCGAUGGGGAAGAGGCAAAGCAACGAAAUUCUUUGUUGUGGCUACCAUUUGGUGAGGGUCCUAGGAGCUGCAUCGCUGCACGUUUCGGUAUGAUGCAAGCACGCAUUGGACUUGUGACCAUCCUGAACAGUUUUGAAGUUUCACUUUGCUCAAAGACAGUACUCACUUAUGAACCAAAAACGUUAUUUUUAACUCCCAAAGGUGGCUUAUACUUAAAAUUCAAAGCAAUAAAGUAAUAAUCGUUUGCAAUAAAUCAGAUUUGUACAUGGGCCAAUCCCGACAACACAGCAAUGUUGUUGAAAUCGAAUGCCCUUCUUGAAAACGCAGGAAAUAAAAUUUAAUAACAAAUACUAUUUGUAUCUACCAAUUUUCACACAUAUUUCAAUAAAGCACAACAAUUGAGAGAAUAUCGAUUUAGUUGUU